Molecule: messenger RNA, 936 nt
Organism: Elephantulus edwardii (Cape elephant shrew)
Lineage: Eukaryota; Metazoa; Chordata; Mammalia; Macroscelidea; Macroscelididae
Product: olfactory receptor 2M4-like
Exons: 1
Coding region: 1-936 (311 amino acids)
Biological process (GO): G protein-coupled receptor signaling pathway
Cellular component (GO): membrane
Molecular function (GO): G protein-coupled receptor activity; olfactory receptor activity
Source: RefSeq, a predicted model, not a curated record
AUGAGGCGGGGAAAUGCGACUUUUCACUUUGAAUUCAUCCUUCUGGGAAUUUUUGAUCACAGUCCCACCCACACCUUCCUGUUCUCUCUGGUCCUGGGCAUCUUCACAAUGGCAUUCAUGGAAAACACUACUAUGAUUCUUAUCAUCUACCUGGACACUCAACUCCACACUCCCAUGUACUUCCUCCUCAGUCAACUCUCCCUCAUGGACCUUAUGCUCAUCUGCACCACAGUACCCAACAUGGCCUUCAGUUACUUGUCUGGCAGGAAAUCCAUCUCUUUGGCAGGUUGUGGAACUCAGAUAUUCUUCUAUGUGUCCUUGCUUGGAGCUGAAUGCUUUCUGUUGGCUGUCAUGGCCUAUGAUCGUUAUGUGGCUAUAUGCCACCCUCUUAGAUACACUAUCCUCAUGAAUCAGAAACUCUGCAAGCUUUCAACUGUAGCUUCCUGGAUCCUAGGCUCUCUUGAUGGAAUUAUUGUGCUUGCAGCUGCACUGUCUUUCUCUUACUGCAGCUCUCUGGAAAUUCAUCAUUUUUUCUGUGAUGUGGCUGCCCUUAUGCCUCUAUCGUGUACAGACACCACCACAUUUGAAAAACUGCUCUUUAUCUGUUGUGUAGUGAUGCUGAUUUUGCCAGUGUCUGUUAUUAUCAUUUCCUAUUCUUAUGUCCUCCGGGCUGUCAUUCACAUGAGUUCUGGACAAAGUCGCCACAAGGCUUUCACUACAUGCUCAUCACACCUGGCUGUGAUUGGACUUUACUAUGGUGCUGCCAUGUUCAUGUACAUGAGACCAGCUUCCAAACAUACACCAAAUCAAGACAAGAUGGUGUCAGCUUUCUACACCAUUCUCACCCCAAUGCUGAACCCCCUCAUCUACAGCCUCCGCAACAAAGAGGUAUCCCAAGGAUUUAAGAAGUUAUUAAAGAAAGGAAAGUUAGUGUAA